Molecule: messenger RNA, 883 nt
Organism: Thermothielavioides terrestris NRRL 8126
Lineage: Eukaryota; Fungi; Ascomycota; Sordariomycetes; Sordariales; Chaetomiaceae
Exons: 2
Coding region: 197-613 (138 amino acids)
Biological process (GO): translation
Cellular component (GO): mitochondrial large ribosomal subunit
Molecular function (GO): structural constituent of ribosome
Source: RefSeq, a predicted model, not a curated record
AUUGACGGCGCGAUCCACAGAAACGAGCCCCAGCGAAGCGACGAAGCGACGACAGAGGGGCAUGCCGGAGUCUCCUUUUCUCAGCGGGCAAAGUGCAGAAUUCAAGGAGUCCGAUUGAGCUCAGGGAGGUCCCGGCCCAGUUCUACCGUCCGACAACUCGCCCGAUUUUCGGCGGAACCGCGCGAGGGAAGACAAGAUGGCGUUGGCAGCACCGACGAUGAGGAUGGCGUCCUCCAGCUACUUCCUUCCGAAACUCCUUGCCCCGGCAGUCUUUCCGACAUCAAGGAUACAACUUCAGGUCCGGCAGCUGUCGCUUCCGCUGUUCCCGUCUCUCACACUCGCCGUCCCCGUUGGCCUGCAGCUUGGCCUGCCAUCACUACCAUCCAUUCUCGAGGGGAUCUGGGAGUCGAUCCUCAGGGCGGUGCCGAAGAAAAAGACCUCGCACAUGAAGAAGAGGCAUAGGCAGAUGGCGGGCAAGGCGCUUAAGGACACGACGUCUCUGUGCAAGUGUCCUGCAUGCGGGGAGAUCAAGCGGAUGCACUAUCUGUGCCCGCACUGCACAGCGAAGCUAAAGGAGUUGAUGAACCAGGCGGCUCAGGCGAAGAAAAGCUGAGGGGAGACUCAACAGGAAGUGGAAUGUACGAGGCGCAUUGCCGAGGCGGAGGGAGGAUUAUGCUGUGCGCCGAUGGCGCUUCGGGCAUAUCCAACCGCGCGAGUUAUGUACGGAGCCUGGGGAAAGAUCUGGUGUACAUAUAUUGUAACAUUAUUAGGGGUCUUGUUGCGCUCUAUACCGGUGAUGCUUACUCGGGAGGGAGCACCCAGCCUCCGACAGGCAAUUAGAAGAGGCCAGCGGCAUGAUCGGAAUGGAAGGGGAAGUACUCCG